Messenger RNA from Penicillium antarcticum, 342 nucleotides. RefSeq lists its product as uncharacterized. The record is from RefSeq and is a predicted model, not a curated record. Lineage: Eukaryota; Fungi; Ascomycota; Eurotiomycetes; Eurotiales; Aspergillaceae. The transcript has 2 exons. The coding region runs from base 1 to 342 and encodes 113 amino acids.
AUGGAGCAACACAAGCUGGUAGGUCCAGCAGCCUUGGAGAGCUUGCAGUAUGCAUCUGACGAAUACUACUACGGAAUGCCAAGCCUUCAUGUCAACGACGACAACUACUUUGAGAUCCAAUCUACUCUCGCGCACGAAGUGGUUCCAGCCCAAGACAUGCGUGAAGCUCCGAAGGGGAGCUCGAGGUGGCUAUUCUACCAUAUGAUUCCUGGUAGACAGGAAGUGAAAUUCGACGGCUGCAGCUUCGGCUAUUCUGUCGGCUACACCGUGAACGAAAACCAAUCUUGGAGAACACACGAUGGUGGAAGAUGUGAACUGAAGCUGCACUCGAGAGCGAGAUGA